Molecule: messenger RNA, 4189 nt
Organism: Capra hircus (goat)
Lineage: Eukaryota; Metazoa; Chordata; Mammalia; Artiodactyla; Bovidae
Gene: SIGLEC15
Product: sialic acid binding Ig like lectin 15
Exons: 6
Coding region: 46-1035 (329 amino acids)
Biological process (GO): regulation of bone resorption; regulation of osteoclast development; regulation of actin cytoskeleton organization
Cellular component (GO): plasma membrane
Source: RefSeq, a predicted model, not a curated record
CCUGGCUGAGUGUGGGGCCAGCCCGGGGUCUCCGGACCUCACAGCAUGGAAGGGCCCUUCCGACUCCUGGCCUGCUUGGUGUGCAUCGUCCCGAUGGGAUCACUUGUGAGGACUAAAAGAGAUACCACUGGGAACUUGCUCUACACAGAGAUGAACAGUGCGCCCUCGCAGCGCUGGUCCAUGCAGGUGCCUGCCGAGGUGAGCGCGACGGCGGGCGAGGCCGCGGUGCUGCCCUGCACCUUCACGCACCCGCACCGCCACUACGACGGGCCGCUCACGGCCAUCUGGCGCGCCGGCGAGCCGUUCGCCGGCCCGCAGGUGUUCCGCUGCGCCGCGGCGCGCGGCAGCGAGCUGUGCCAGACGGCGCUCAGCCUGCACGGCCGCUUCCGGCUGCUCGGCAACCCGCGCCGCAACGACCUGACGCUGCGCAUCGAGCGCCUGGCGCUGGCCGACGACAGCCGCUACUUCUGCCGCGUCGAGUUCGCGGGCGACGUCCACGACCGCUACGAGAGCCGUCAGGGCGUCCGGCUCCGCGUGACGGCCGCCCCGCGGAUCGUCAACAUCUCUGUGCUGCCAGGCCCGGGGCACGCCUUCCACGCGCUCUGCACCGCUGAAGGGGAGCCACCGCCCGCCCUCGCCUGGUCCGGCCCGGCCCUGGGCAACGGCUCGGCCGCUACGCGGAGCCCAGGUCAUGAUCACGGCCACCAGGUGACCGCCGAGCUGCCCGCGCUGGCCCACGACGGCCGCUACACGUGUACGGCCUCCAACAGCCUGGGUCGCGCGGAAGCCAGCGUCUACUUGUUUCGUUUCCACGGCGCCUCUGGGGCCUCGGCGACUGCCCUCCUGCUAGGCGCACUCGGCCUCAAGGCACUGCUGCUGCUCGGCGUUCUGGGCGUUCGGGCCGCUGCCCAUCAUCGCCUAGAGCACCCAGUCACCCCGGACGCUCCGCCAAGGCCCCAGGCUCAGGAGUCCAGUUAUGAGAAUUUGAACCAGAUGAGCCCCCGGGGCCCACCAGCAGCUGUGUGUUCACCAUGAGGAGCCUAUUGGCCACCCGCAUCCACUGGUCACCACGAGGAACAAAGGCCAACAGGAGGCUUGGCUGGGACAGCCCUUCCUGGCUCCCAGGCACUUUGACAGCUCCAGCCUGGCAACACCCUGAGGUCAGGACCGUGCUCACAGAGGCUCAGAGGUCUCCUGUGUGGACUUCUGUCUUCAAGCCCCAGCAAUAUUUCUGUCUAGGGGGCAGCAGUUUGAAAGUGUGUGUAUGUGUGUGUGCACGUGUGUGCACAGGAACACAAGUGUGACCCUUCUGGAAAGCUCUUUUCACCUUUUCCUACUUAGAACAGAGCAAAGCAGGCAGGACACUGGUCAGAUGGGUCUCCAGGCCCUGGCUCCAUCUGGGUUCUGUCACUGACUUGCUACGGGGGCCAAGGCACUUUUUUGCUUCUCUGUUGAACUUGUCCACUGUCGAACACGGACAGUAUCAUUCUUCCCUCCCGGCUUAGGGGCUAUCAGGGUCUGAGCACAAAGUGGGUGUGGAAGGGCUUUGGGCAGUACAGGGCCGUCCACAGGUGUGAGCAGGGUUACAGGCCCCUCCUUGCAGAGCCGCCUUGGACAAGUGUAGCUGCCGCCCCAGCCCUGCUGAGAGUGAGGAGCCCAGAGAGCAAGCCUAGGGCUGGGCCAUGCCGCCCUGAAGUCCCAGGAACAUGGAAUCAGCAACGAGGAGUCCAGUGUUCCUGCACCCUGAGGUCUCCUCUGCAACUGUCCCACUCUGCCCACCUCUCACCCCAUCAGCUGCUCUGCCCUGCCUUCAGCUGGGACCUCUGGAAGAGGAAACAAAACAUCUAUCACCUCAAAGCAUCUGAAAAUUCACUGUCCUUCCCACCACAAGCCGGGAAGUGUGAGGACCAGUCUGGGCCACAGGGGGUCCGUAGGUAAAGCAGCCGCAGCUCUGACCUGCCUCCACCUGCUUCUUCCCUGGAUGUGCACCGGCCAGAAGUCCCAGGAGUUUCCCACCUGCCCAAGUGCUGCCAGGCUGCCUCCAGGCCACGGCCUUCCAUUCUCACACUGGAUCAUUUUAGCUCCUGCAGUCCUUGGGGACAGGUUGGGGGAUGGGGGGGAGGCGUGCUUGGGACUGGACAAGCUAGCAAGAGAAAAAGGCCACAGAGAUUGGGGAUGCAAGAGGCAAUGGGAACACACUUUCUUUCCUCCAGAACUUUUCCAGAAGCUGCAGUGGUAGCUGGGGUCCUUUCUGAUGCUUUCUGCCGAGACGGCGCAAAGUCUGAAGGGUCUUCACAAGUUAACAAGCAGGGCGGGGGGUUAGGAGUUUCCUCCCCUCCUCCUGGAGCCAUCGCCAGAGUGAAAGGGUAAUGGCGGCUCACGGUUAACUCAGGAUCUAUCGGGAGCCUGUCUGACUUGCUCAGAGGUCAGAGGAGGUGGCAUCCAUACCUUGCUGGGCAGGUAUACUUUGGGACACCUCCACGGAGAGUCCCGUGUCAUCAGGGAAGGACACGGGGUGGUGUGUCUGUCUUAGAGCAUCUGCGUGGUCUUUGAGGCUAGUUUCACAGCCAAGAAAAACGUGAUAGGAAUUGUAUCAUAUGCCUUGUUUUGUGCUAGCAGUUGGGCCAGUGUUUGGGGAUAUAGAAGUAAGGCUGGGCUAGGUGAUGCUGCAUUAACAAACCCCAGUCACAGUGACUAGAACAGUUAGGUUUCUUCUCUUCAAAGCUGCCUGCUUGGCACAGAUCAUCAAGAGGCUGUGUGCAUUUUCCUUACUCUGGGAUCCAGGCUCCCAGGGGCCCACCCUCUCUAAUGUGCAUUGCUGGGUUGGAUCAAAAGAAAGCUCCAGAAGAUCUUCCACUUGGGAUCAUAGUGCAUUGGCCAGAACUAGCCAGUGGGGAGGUCCCAGGAGACCUCUAGGGGCUGGGCAGUGGGACCCUUCACCAUACCUAGAAGGAAGGAAGCUGGAGCCUUUGGGAACAGCCCUGAAAAUUCCACAGGGGCACUGUCUAGGGGUCCUCAUGCUAGUGAGCAACACAGACCAGUAAGCGGGAAUCACAUCUGCUGGGCAUCAGUCUGCUGGGGGUUCUAUAGGAGCACCUAAAAGAGGCUGACUGACCCAGUCUUCUUGGAGGAGGGGACAUGGAGAUGGUACACGUUGGCCAUGUAAAUGGGGGAGAAUGGAGAUUGGGAGGUAAGGGGGGAAAAACCAAAAGGGACAUUCUGGGCGAAGGCCAGGAGGUAAGCGUGCUGUCUAAGCAGUGGAAAGUUGCUGGAGCACCAGGCAGAGGCAGCGUGUCUGGAGCUGAGGCUGCAGCAUGGAGGCUCCCAGGCGCGAAGGGUGCUGCCCCAGCAAGAACGAGCAGCUGAGCCUGGGUUUCUACCUUCGGCCUUAGGGUGUCGGAGCAGCAUUUUGCCGAUGGGUUCCAAGUAUCACCUGCAUCAGGGACACCUGGGGAGCUUGUUCAACUCGUUCUCAGUACCCCUUGGACCACCCAAAUCACAAGGUAUAUGAGGGCAGGCUCUAUAGACAAAAUAUCCAGGGGAUUUUGGCCCUAACUUUGUAAUAUGAUUAUUUUCAAACACACACACACACACAACUGGAAAACUAGAUCAUCCAGAUACCCACUACCUACAUUCAACACUUCCUAACAUUUUGCCAUAUUAGUUUAAUGCACGUGUGUGUCCGUGUGUGCGUGUGCACGCGUGUGUAUUUGGCUCAACCAUUCAAGAGUAAAUUGCAGAAAUCACAGUACUUGACCCUUAAAUAUCUCAGCUGUGUCUCCUGAGAACAAGUGCUGUCUCCUCCAUAACCUCAAGGCCAUUAUCACAUUUGAAAAAAUUAACAAUUAUUUAAUAAUAUUGUUGUGUCACCCACAUUCAUAUUUCUCCAACUGUCCUUUUUUAGCUUGCCCCCAACGAGUUGACUCCAGGUGGUUUUUAGGCGAGAUGACCGGAGACUCCCUCUGAGUCAGCCCACUUGUCAGGGUGCUGGCUGCCCCCGGUGAUGCUCCCUGCAGUGUUUGCGCUUGGAGGAGGACUUCCCACGGGCUGGGGCAGCAGUAUUCCUCUCUGCUGCAGGGCUUCAGACACAGAGAUGGACCGGGGGAGGCCCAGUGAGGAGGGAGAGCCCAGGCGGCCUCCUGCCCGGUCUCCAAUUAAAGGGUCUGCUAAGGGCAGAGGGGAGGGUGGU